Messenger RNA from Lates calcarifer (barramundi perch), 1581 nucleotides. It is a transcript of the gene aqp10a, whose product is annotated as aquaporin 10a. The record is from RefSeq and is a predicted model, not a curated record. Gene Ontology annotation, cellular component: plasma membrane; basolateral plasma membrane. Bases 257 to 1156 code for a protein of 299 amino acids. NCBI's taxonomy places the organism in Eukaryota, Metazoa, Chordata, Actinopteri, Centropomidae. Gene Ontology annotation, molecular function: urea transmembrane transporter activity; water channel activity; glycerol channel activity. The transcript has 6 exons. Gene Ontology annotation, biological process: glycerol transmembrane transport; water transport.
UCUGAACCAGCCAAUCCGGAGGUGUCACAAACCAAUAAAUGAGUAAUAAUGUUUGACCAGCUGUGGAGAGGGAGAAGCAGAGAGUUGGGAUACAGUACACAGGUUCUCAGAUGCUCAGGUGGAGGUUCAGCACUGUCACCUCCGUUAUUAACAUCAUCAGCUCCUGGACAGAUAGACAGACCAACAACUGAUCUGUCUGACAAUAGAGACAGAGUUCAGUGUGAGAUGAGAGGAAGGAUUUAAUUUCACUCCAGCUAUGUUGAAGCAACGUUUAGUAAGAGUAAAAAAUGCCCUGGUGCGAGAGUGCAUGGCUGAAUUCUUGGGAACCUUCGUCUUGCUGCUCUUUGGCUGUUCUGCUGCAGCCCAGGUGAAGACCAGCAGGGAGACUAAAGGCCAGUUUCUGUCGGUCAACAUGGCCUUUUCUGUGGGCGUCAUGUCAGCCAUGUACCUCACCAAGGGCAUCACGGGUGCUCAUCUGAACCCAGCUGUGACUCUGAGUUUCUGUGUAUUGGGACAGGUGCCGUGGGGAAGGCUGGUGCCCUACUGCCUCUCUCAGCUGCUGGGGGCAUAUGUGGCAUCAGGGCUUGUCUACCUGGUGUACUAUGAUGCUAUAAUGGAGUUUAGUGGAGGGGUACUGACUGUAUAUGGCCCAAAUGAGACAGCGUCUAUAUUUGCCACAUAUCCCACAGAGUACUUAACUUUGGGCAGAAGUUUCCUUGACCAGGUUGUGGGCACCGGCAUGCUGAUGUUGUGCAUCCUGUGUUUGGAUGAGAAGAGGAACACCCCUGCUCCCUCGGAGCUAAUUCCCCCUAUAGUGGCAGUGAUUGUCCUGGGGAUCUCCAUGUCAAUGUCAGCUAACUGUGGAGCUGCAAUAAAUCCUGCUCGGGACCUGGGGCCACGCCUCUUCACACUGACUGCAGGCUGGGGGACUGAGGUCUUCACGUGUUACAACUACUGGUUCUGGGUACCCCUGGUGGCCCCACCUAUUGGAGGUGUUUUGGGUUCUUUCAUGUAUUUAAUCUUCAUCCACUGGCACCUGCCGGACCCAGACCCCCCUGAAAAUCUCUCCACUCUCUCCACCAUCAGUGACAAAAUCAAGCAGCCGGCCACAACAUGGGAAAAUGAAGUAGUACAGCUAAAAUCUGCACAUUUAUAAAUGUUACUGUAAUAAAAAUAUAUACAUGUCCCACAUGACAAAACUGGUUUUCUCAUCAGCAAUUCAGGGAGUUAAAGGCACCACCUGGUUCUAAAUCAUCCUUGAGAAAGCAGAAGCAAAUAUCAGAGCUCAGCCACUGUUGUGGCACGUGCACAUCUGGUUAUGAGCUGGUUAUGUUAGGAGAAUAGCAAGGAGGUUUUUUUGUUUGUUUGUAAAUCUUUUUAAACACAGCCAGUGGAGGCAGAGGCAGCUGAAAGAAGUAUUGAUUGUGGGAUAAUACUGUUUACACUGAUGUCCGUAUUUGUUAAAAUAUUGAUUUAUUCUCAGUAAAUUAUAUUACAGAGUUGUUUUUGCUGUCUAUGAAAUGCCUAAAUGAAUACUGAGCAUACAUUAAAUUGAUUUAAUAAAGCUUUAUUAAACUGCUA